CACACACACUUUUUUCUUGUGUUUCUCCCUCCACUUGGAAACUGCUGUCGCGGGGAAGUAGUGUGACACUGUGCCUGCGCUACAGAGCCACAGAUGCCGCUUCGCUGCUCCACUGAUCGGUCGGUGCUGAUGUGAAAACAUCCAGAGACGAUGAGCAGGUUCAUUAAGCAUGGUUAUAAAGUAAAGUCCCCUCUCUGCUGCAGAUGGCUGACUGUGCAGCUCACACUUGUGGAAUAUUCCUGGAUUACGGCAGAAAGACUUCUUUACUCCUCUGGGACUAGACUCGGUGUCGUGGGCUGAUUCGUCUUCUCUGUGAACUGCAGCUUUUAGUCCUUGAACACACUUUAGCUGAGAUGAAUAUGUUAUACAUCGUGAUUGAAGUAGUGAUUGCUGUUCUCUCCAUAUCCGGCAACGUGCUGGUUUGCUGGGCUGUCGCCAUCAACACCACUCUGAAGAACGCCACCAACUAUUUUCUGGUGUCUCUGGCCGUGGCUGAUAUCCUGGUCGGUUGCCUCGCCAUCCCCUUCGCCAUAACCAUCAGCGUCGGCAUCCGCCUGGACUUCUACGGAUGCCUCUUCCUGGCCUGUUUCGUCCUGGUACUGACACAGAGCUCCAUCUUCAGCCUUCUUGCCAUAGCAAUCGACAGAUAUGUGGCAGUUAAAAUCCAUUUAAGGUACAAGGAGUUGAUGACAGGAAAGAUUGCCCGAGAGAUCAUCGCUAUUUUAUGGAUCCUCUCCUUUAUCAUCGGCCUCAUCCCUUUCUUUGGCUGGAACCUGAAGGAUUCCAGUUGUAGGAACAUCAGCUCCAGGGCAGGCAACACUACAAACGCCACCCCCAUGCAGGAGCUGAGCGGCGGUGAAGACUUGCUGCAGAGUUGCAAGCUGAAGUGCUUCUUUGAGAGCGUGGUGGACAUGCACUACAUGGUCUACUUCAACUUCUUCAUCUGCGUGCUGCUGCCUCUGCUCAUCAUGCUGGGCAUCUACCUGAAGAUCUUCACCGUGGCCAGGAAGCAGCUGAGGAAGAUCGAGCUCAAGUGCGUGGGAAACGGCGACAGCCACCACCACGGGCUGUUACAGAAGGAGAUCCGGGCGGCCAAAUCCCUCUCCAUCAUCGUGGGACUGUUCGCCUUCUGCUGGCUGCCCGUCCACAUCCUCAACUGCCUCACGUUGUUUUACGGGGACCUGAAGAAGCCGGGUGUCGUCAUGUACGUGGCCAUUAUUCUGUCUCACGCCAACUCUGCGGUCAACCCCAUCAUCUACGCUUACCGCAUCCAGGACUUUAGGGACACCUUCCGCAAGAUCCUGUCCCAGCACUUCCUGUGCCGCAGGGAGGAGCUGUACGUCAGCUCCAACGGCAGAAGACGCAACAGAGACCAAAUACACAUGACCAUCGACCCUCUACUAUAGAAAGUCGAGCUGAGGAACAGCGUCGCCUGUGUCAACUCUGUGGUUUCAGUCUUGAAUUUAAUUUUUACUGAGGUUUAUAAUGUUUACAGAAGAGGGGUAUGAGGUGGAGCUGAAGCGCCUUGAAUGUGGACGUUUAUUUAUGAACUGUGCCAAGUGUCAGGGGUCGAGCAGUGAAACGUUGAAAAGUGAGUCUUAUGGAACUUUUGUAUUGUGAAGGAUUUCAGAUUUUUUUUUUUUUAAUAAAGUGAACUGGAUGUGUAGGACUGUGAACAGGAUCCAAACUUAAAAUGCUAUUUAUCAUUCUGAAUCCACCCUGUUACUACUAAUCUAAACACUUGUUUUAUAUUGUCAACAUUCAGAAACAGUGUUUGAUAAUUUAUUUAUUAUAAACCUUGUGUUUGAGCAUGUAAACAUCAGAAAAAAACUUUGUGUGGCUAAAUCUGUACUUGGGGACCUAGAAAGGUACAACAGCAGUGAUCUACAUCCCACAUUCAUCCUCAUGACCACCACAGGCUCAAUUUACGGAAAGAAGGAUCUACAUGGUUAUAAGAGGAGGCUUAAACUAUUUGUCACAUUAUAUGUACAAAUACCUUUGUAUAGCAGAUAAGUGCCAGUGUUUGCAGGGACCCCUGCCCCUGCACUGUUACAUCCUGCACAGAAGCUGCAUGUGGCGCAGGGACAUGGUGGAGGACACAGAGGAAUCAUAAACAGGCACUCUCCAGCCAUCAACUUCACUAGAAGAAAAUGAGGAUGAAUGCAAGCAUAAACAAGAAAGAAAAAGUUAUUUUCCUAUCCCAUGAAUCAUCUCUCAGAACCACAGGGGUCACAGAUUUUUAUCGUGAACCCGUGGCUCCGAUCCAGAGGAGGGAGUUUCCGUGGGUUCCUCGACAAACAACUCGAUUUGAUUCAGUCACGCAGGACCAGAAAUAAGUAGCAGUUCACCAAGACACACCUAUUGUGGUGCUGCCUAUUAUUUCCAUAUUUAUUCAGACAAAGGCUCAGGAAGUGGGAAAGUGACUGUAGGCUUUAUAGAAAUAAGGCAUCCCCACAGGGCAUUCUCAGCUGCUUUGUGAGUAAACAAGCCAGUUAAAGUUUCCUCAUCGUGCAGAUUCCCAUGCACAUGUAUCUAGUGGCUCACAGAAUAAAAAGCACCACUGCUUUGUUCAGUUAACUGUAAAUGAAUGUUACUUGCCUGAGGAGUGCAGCUGAACCCCCCCACCCCACCCCUGAGAUAGUCUUUAACUGGGAUCCUGAGGCUCCUCAGUCCUUCCAAAGCUGCUGAAGUCACCGACCGGCGGUUUGGAUUUUUAAGGCUGAUCCCUCAAAGGACACCUGCCCUGAGGACUCAUUUUAAUCAAACUGCUGAUAAUUUAAUACUCUCUCUUCUUAGGAAAGAUAGAUGACAAAGUCCAGUUUGCCCCAGAAAAGGAGAGAUCACUUUGGAGAGUGAAACAGGAACAGUGACACGUUGUCCUUGUUUGCUCACUGGUGCUCGCAGGGCAACAUCAUAGUUUGAGGGAACGCAGCUGCUGCACUGCUCGUGUUCUUUAGGCACCUGAUGCUGUCUUUCUUCUCCGCAGGGCUGUGGUGGCUGAGGAAUCUCAGAAAAACAUCAGAUUUGAUAGAGAUUAAUCAGAGUUUUGUUUUUGGGGUGUUUGUAAUUUAUGUGAAAAAUAUCGGGGUGUUUUCGAUCACCUGAGAGCCAUCACUACACACAUGAAAACACAUUGCACUGACAUUUUCGAGUAUUUCCCACAUGGUGUGCUCCAUUGGUCGCGUUGGUGUUGAACCAGUGUUCUUAAGUUGAGCACUUGCCUCCACUGCUUCAUUAUCCCCCCCAUGUGUCCAGUGAACGACCUCUGACCUGACUUCAAGGGCUAAAAUACAGGAGUGUGCCGACAUUUUAGUACAUUCCAAUGGACACAACUAUACUGUAACUGCACUGUAACGUUGUAUUAUAUUGUCAAUGUCGACUGAUGUGUGUAAAAAAUAAGUACUGUAGGUGUCCGGCUUUCUACGAGCUCUUCAUUGAUGUCAAACUUCUGCCUCGUUCUUUUUGUGAUUAAAAAAAAGGAAAGACGGACAAUAACAAGUUGAUCUGGUUCAACAUUCCUGCCUUUCAUUCCGAAGUAGCUAUCUGUCGGUGUGCUAUAGUGACGUUACUAAUCAGGAAAAACAUCCACUGUGCUCGAGCUGACGUGCAACCUUUUCCAGAGGCCAUUUUUUUUUUCAUUCAACAAAACAACAGCUGCGAACUGAUACUGCUAUUUAACAUGAUGCAAUCUGUAUGUAUGGUGAAUAAUUUUGUUAAUAAAGUUCAUGUUUAUAUUGUUA
Molecule: messenger RNA, 3740 nt
Organism: Hippoglossus stenolepis (Pacific halibut)
Lineage: Eukaryota; Metazoa; Chordata; Actinopteri; Pleuronectiformes; Pleuronectidae
Gene: adora2b
Product: adenosine A2b receptor
Exons: 3
Coding region: 354-1406 (350 amino acids)
Biological process (GO): vasodilation; adenylate cyclase-activating G protein-coupled receptor signaling pathway; G protein-coupled adenosine receptor signaling pathway
Cellular component (GO): membrane
Molecular function (GO): G protein-coupled adenosine receptor activity
Source: RefSeq, a predicted model, not a curated record